Messenger RNA from Vicia faba (fava bean), 312 nucleotides. The record is from the annotation of a GenBank genome assembly. Lineage: Eukaryota; Viridiplantae; Streptophyta; Magnoliopsida; Fabales; Fabaceae.
AUGACCAAGGAACUGCUGCUGAGAGCGAUAGACUUUCCAACUGAGAUGGAGAGAAUGCGCUCCUACUCUCUUUCAAUCGCCGAUGAGGAAGGUAGAGCAAUAGACGGAAUGAGUCUUAGUUUCAAUAUCCCCUGCUCUUGUUGUACUGUUCAUGGCAUGGAAUCUGCAUGGAAGGCUCUCGACCGGGUCGUGGCAUUGCUCUGGAGUGGAGCCGGGGAAGGAGCGAAGGGCAGAGGAUUUAGCUUUGGCUUUGGUUCGGUUGACCGUCUCUACAACAAAGAGAUAUGCCAAUUAGCGGCACACUUACUAUAA